Molecule: messenger RNA, 1590 nt
Organism: Xiphophorus hellerii (green swordtail)
Lineage: Eukaryota; Metazoa; Chordata; Actinopteri; Cyprinodontiformes; Poeciliidae
Product: basic proline-rich protein-like
Exons: 3
Coding region: 1-1110 (369 amino acids)
Source: RefSeq, a predicted model, not a curated record
AUGGUUCUGAUGUCAGAAUACUGGAUUCCUCGCCUUCCGUACCUGGGGUUGGUAUGGAAGCAGGAGGCAGACUCCUGUGUCUCCGGAGCCGGCGCCACUUCUGGCUCCAGCUCCUGCAGCCGCAACACCUCCAGUCAUCGCCACAGCGGUCUCUCCGCCCUCACCGCCACUACAGUCUCCCCCACUCCAGCCACACUUCCAGCCACACCUCUAGCUGCUUCAGCAGACUUUGCUCCUCUCGCCGCCGCUGCAGCCUCUCCGCCUGCAGCUGCCACUUUCUCCGUGUCUCCAGCCACCGUCCCCAUGUGGUCCCAGUGUUCCCUCCAAGUCCCUGCCCCCGGUGCUCCCUCCGAGUCCCUGCCCCCUGGUGCUCCCUCCGAGUCCCUGCCCCUCGUGGUCCCUCAGUCUCGCCCUCCUGGUGCUCCCUCCGAGUCUCCGCCCCCUGGUGCUCUGUCCGAGUCUCCGCCCCCUGGUGCUCCCUCCGAGUCUCCGCCCCCUAGUGGUCCCUCAGAGUCUCCGCCCCCUGGUGCUCCGUCCGAGUCUCCGCCCCCUGGUGCUCCCUCCGAGGCUCCCCCUCCUGGUGCUCCCUGCGAUUCUCCCCCUCCUGGUGCUCCCUCCGAGUCUCCGCCCCCUAGUACACCCUCCGAGUCUCCGCCCCCUGGUGCUCCCUCCGAGUCUCCGCCUCCUGGUGCUCCCUCCGAGUCUCCGCCCCCUGGUGCUCCGUCCGAGUCUCCGCCUCCGGGUGCUCCCUCCGAGUCUCCGCCUCCUGGUGCUCCCUCCGAGUCUCCGCCCCCUGGUGCUCCCUCCGAGUCUCCUACUGCUCCCUCGUCGCCUCCCGGUGUUCCUAGAGCUCCUGUGGCCCGGCAUCUGUGCCGCCGGACCUGCCUCCGGUGGUCCUGUACCUGCACCACCAACGCCUGCUGGACCCUCCCCAAGGGGUCCGCUUCCUGCGCCGACGUCGUCCGCCACACCUGCCUCCAAGGGCCCAGCCUCUCCUCCGCCUCCCACGACGGUCCGCCUCCUGCUCCUCUGCCCACCCUGGUUGGGCUGUGUUUUUGGUCCAAACAAAAACACAGUUUUUGUUGUUUGCUGGUCCAAACAACAAAAUAAAAUAAAAAUGGAUUCUGCUUUUUAGCUAUUCAAAAAACACAAAUUUUAACAUGCAGAAAAAUUAUUUUCUAUUAAAAGAGGUGGAAAGUUUAUUGAAUUAUUCAAGUUCAGAUGUGCUAGAAGACAAAAGCUAACCUGCCUAAAAAUCAUAAAUAAUUUAAGAAAAUAACUCAUCUGAAAUUUCUUUUCAAUAAUACAAAAUUAGAAUAUACAAGACCCACUUACUAAGGAAUAGUUAGAAAUAUAUAGUAACAAGUCCAAGUAAAGUUGAUACAGUAAAUAAUAUUUUCAAAUAUUUUCAGAGCGAAAUUAUAAAUUUACUUAAUUUGUGAUUUGCGGUCACAUUUAGAGACUAAAUUAAAUAAAGUCAAGAUAGAGAAAAUAAUUGUUGGUAAUUAGGUUUUGCAUUUACAAAUGUUAAAAGUUAAACACUAUCAAAAUUCAGGCAGAAAAAAAAUUGUUUAACUGAGAAAAACUGGA